ACAUCUCAAAGACGUCAAAAACAAAUCGCGAAUUUUCAUUUUUGAUGUGCUCAUCUGAGUUGAUGCAAAAUCGCAAAAAUAAGCCAGAAAAAGUGGACUUUUGAGUGUGAUUUGAUCUUACGGGAAGAAAAUCAUAUAGUGCAACCAAAUACACAAGUAUAGUGUAAAACGGAUGCUAAUCAGCUGAUUAAAUCAUUGCUUUGGUUUCUCGCCCAGCGCCAGUAGCAGAUGCAUUGUGAAAAGUGUUGUAAACAGACCAUAGUUCAGUGUGCCCCUGACGAAACAGAUUUUUGUCAGAUUCUCUUUUCCCCGACCUUGCUUGUGGUUGUGGGGUAAUCGUUUUAUAAUUUUAUGUUUUAAUUUUAUGCGCAUUAAAACAAAGAAAAUAGUUUCCAAAAUCUCGGCGCAAAGCACACCGAGACGAUAGUUUUCCUUUCUGAUACCGUCGGUCAGUGUAUAUGAAAGAGUUCACAGCUCGUGAGCUUUGUUGAGGUCACCGUGAAAUCAGGAAGGGUGGUCUACUGGAGAAGUUAACGAAGUAAAGAUUCGUCGGUGAUCAACAGGGCGAAGUUGAAUACACAUCGAAAGCCAGUCGGGAUGACGAAUAUGAGGCCUCCUAGCAAAAAUAUACUGCUGAAAGUGGUAAUAUUAGGUGACGGUGGAGUUGGAAAAAGCUGCCUGAUGAAUCGUUUUGUGUCGAACUUUUUCGAUGCCAACAGCUUUCAUACAAUCGGAGUUGAAUUCUUGAACAAAGAUAUCCAAGUGGAGAAUGAGCGAUAUACACUGCAGAUAUGGGACACUGCUGGUCAGGAGCGGUUCAAAGCACUCCGCACUCCGUUCUAUCGCGGCUCGGACAUUUGUCUGCUGGCAUACGCCAUUGACGAUAAAGCUAGCUUCCGUGCUUUGAUACAGUGGCGCGAAGAGUUCCUAAAAUACUACGAUGUUAAAGCCGAUCGGUUCCCGUUCAUCGUGGUCGGCACAAAAAACGAUAUUCCCGCAGCUCAGCGACAAGUGAUGUCCGAAGAGGUAUCCGAAUGGUGCCAGGAGCACCAUGUGGCCGCAUUUAUCGAGACGUCGGCCAAGACUUCGGCCAACGUGUACGAAGCAUUCGCGCUUGCAGUGAAGCAAUGGCAACGGUUGGAGAAAUCGACGGAGCGGGAACUGCGUGCUCAGGGACAAGACAUCAUCGAUCUGACACAAGGUGUUAAUUUGAGUGCUAAUACAAGUCGGUUUUGCUGCAUUGGAAGCAAUAAUAACGGCCCUGCGUACCAAGACGAUGACGACUAUCCCAAUUAAUAGUGAUUAUUUGGGGCAUUCUGGCUGCUAGAAGGUGGAACACGAGCGGGACUUUCAGAGUGUGCUUGUCGAUUUACAGACGAAUCGAGACGGAAAUGUGAUAAGUGAACGAAACACAAAGAAGGCAUCCUGAUCAGAUGCGGCGCAGUUAGGUUAGACCACGAUGCGAAUUGGUAAGAUAUAUAUACUCCCAUAUUUUUAUAUCGACAAAACUUUACAUCCCACGACGCAUGGAGCUUAGGAACCUAAUAAUGGGUUUAAUUUUAUUUGCCGAACAUCAAAACUCAAUAGAUACGAAAAACAUG
Armigeres subalbatus is the source of this 1601-nucleotide messenger RNA. It is a transcript of the gene Rab9, whose product is annotated as ras-related protein Rab-9B. The record is from RefSeq and is a predicted model, not a curated record. The coding region runs from base 598 to 1296 and encodes 232 amino acids. NCBI's taxonomy places the organism in Eukaryota, Metazoa, Arthropoda, Insecta, Diptera, Culicidae. Gene Ontology annotation, biological process: retrograde transport, endosome to Golgi. The transcript has 3 exons. Gene Ontology annotation, cellular component: lysosome; late endosome; phagocytic vesicle. Gene Ontology annotation, molecular function: GTP binding; GTPase activity.